AUGUACCACAACAGCAGCCAGAAGCGGCACUGGACGUUCGCCGGCGAGGACCAGCUGGCGCGGCUGCGGGCCGACGCCAACCGCAAGUUCAAAUGCAAGGCGGUGGCGAACGGGAAGGUUCUUCCAAAUGAUCCAGUCUUUCUUGAGCCUCAUGAAGAAUUGACACUGUGCAAAUACUAUGAGAAAAGAUUAUUGGAAUUUUGUUCAGUGUUUAAGCCAGCAAUGCCGAGGUCUGUUGUGGGUACAGCUUGUAUGUAUUUCAAGCGUUUUUAUCUCAAUAACUCAGUAAUGGAAUAUCACCCCCGUGUAAUAAUGCUCACUUGUGCAUUUUUGGCCUGCAAAGUGGAUGAAUUCAAUGUGUCUAGUGUGCAAUUUGUUGGAAAUCUGCGGGAUAGCCCUCUUGGGCAGGAGAAGACACUUGAACAGAUUUUGGAAUAUGAACUGCUUCUUAUACAGCAACUUAAUUUCCACCUUAUUGUCCACAAUCCUUAUAGACCAUUUGAAGGCUUUCUCAUUGAUUUAAAGACUCGCUAUCCCAUGUUGGAGAACCCUGAGGUUUUGAGGAAAACAGCAGAUGACUUUCUUAACAGAGUUGCGCUGACAGAUGCUUAUCUUUUAUACACACCUUCUCAAAUUGCCCUGACUGCCAUUUUAUCUAGUGCUUCUAGAGCAGGAAUUACUAUGGAAAGUUAUUUAUCAGAAAGUCUGAUGCUGAAAGAGAACAGAACUUGCUUAUCACAGUUAUUAGAUAUAAUGAAAAGUAUGAGAAACUUGGUAAAGAAAUAUGAACCACCCAGACCUGAAGAAGUUGCUGUUCUGAAGCAGAAGUUGGAGAGAUGUCAUUCUGCUGAGCUUGCACUUAACGUAAUUACGAAGAAGAGGAAAGGGUAUGAAGAUGAUGAUUAUGUCUCAAAGAAACCCAAACGUGAAGAGGUAUGUUCUCCAAAGGAAGAAUGGACUGAUGAUGACCUGGUAGAUUCUCUCUAA
Messenger RNA from Pipistrellus nathusii (Nathusius's pipistrelle), 987 nucleotides. The record is from the annotation of a GenBank genome assembly. Lineage: Eukaryota; Metazoa; Chordata; Mammalia; Chiroptera; Vespertilionidae.